AUGGCUUUCUCAUAUUCUUCACAACUGCAAACCCUCUUCCUCAUUCUCCUCGUUGUUCACCCAGCUCUGGGUAACCCGGAAACACAGCAGUGGAUCGAUCGAAUAUGCUAUCAAAAUGAGGAUUAUGGGUUUUGCAACAAAACCUCCAAUGAAAAUCUGAAAGGUCCAGCAGAUGACGUUGGCUUGGUCUUGAUAGCAAAUAACCAAGUGCUGAGAAACACUUCCAGAACUUAUCAGUUCAUUGUUGAACUUCAAGCCAGCACUGACGAUCCAGUAACGAAAACUGCUCUCGAGGCCUGCAGAAUCGCACCAAGAGGAGAGGCUUCCUGUAGACCACCAACACCAGAUAGCCCAUUGGUCAAGAGGAAGAGGGAAUUGAGAAUCCUCAUUGCAAUGGCUGCGGUCGCGGGUCAUGUUCUCCCCACUUGA
Messenger RNA from Cucumis melo (muskmelon), 429 nucleotides. RefSeq lists its product as uncharacterized. The record is from RefSeq and is a predicted model, not a curated record. NCBI's taxonomy places the organism in Eukaryota, Viridiplantae, Streptophyta, Magnoliopsida, Cucurbitales, Cucurbitaceae. The coding region runs from base 1 to 429 and encodes 142 amino acids. The transcript has 2 exons. Gene Ontology annotation, molecular function: enzyme inhibitor activity.